Archocentrus centrarchus (flier cichlid) is the source of this 2230-nucleotide messenger RNA. It is a transcript of the gene gabarapl2, whose product is annotated as GABA(A) receptor-associated protein like 2. Lineage: Eukaryota; Metazoa; Chordata; Actinopteri; Cichliformes; Cichlidae. The coding region runs from base 219 to 596 and encodes 125 amino acids. The transcript is spliced from 4 exons. The record is from RefSeq and is a predicted model, not a curated record.
ACUUGAAGGCAGCACCACCCCCUCCUCCCCCUCCUCCUCCACUGUGUCAGACAGUGACGUCACCCCGCUCCUAGACGGACAGCUGAAAGCUCCGGGCUCAGAGGGCUUGUUGACGUUUUGUUUUGAUCGCUUUUUCUGGAUUUCUGGACAUUAUCCGCACAUUCAGAAGCCCGCCUUUCGAGCCUGCCGUCACGCCUCAGUGCGGGGAUCCAGCAAAGAUGAAAUGGAUGUUUAAGGAGGACCAUUCCCUCGAGCACCGAUGUGUGGAGUCAGCCAAAAUACGCAACAAAUAUCCUGACAGAGUACCGGUGAUAGUGGAGAAGGUCUCUGGCUCUCAGAUUGUGGACAUUGAUAAGAGGAAGUACCUGGUGCCCUCUGACAUCACAGUGGCCCAGUUCAUGUGGAUCAUCAGGAAACGCAUCCAGCUGCCUUCAGAGAAAGCCAUCUUCCUCUUUGUGGACAAAACUGUCCCCCAGUCCAGUCUGACGAUGGGCCAGCUGUACGACAAGGAGAAGGACGAGGAUGGCUUUCUGUACGUCGCCUACAGCGGAGAAAACACCUUCGGUCACAAGGCCUUUUAUACAGCACAGGGUUAAUGCUUAACUGAAUACCAGUCUCUCUCACACGCGCUCACACACACACACACACACACACACACACACACACACACACACACACACACACACACACACACACAGUAAGGCUCAACAUAUACUGGUGCACAGUGCUUCAGAAAUUGGCCUCUACAUGUGUUACACAGGUAACGCACCUACACAUAUGGCACUGUCAUUUCUGGUAAAUUUUUUGAUACUGAAAGCUGCAAAUUUGUGGUGAAAGGUAAAGACACUAAUAUGCUACAAUAAACAUUUUUCACAGGCUCAGAAAAAAACCCCACUUAACUUUGUCAUGUCUCUGUUUUAAGGCCAGUUAUUGUUAUCUUUAACACUGCCGUAGGUCCGAGUAACAAUCACACACGUUACAGGCACAUCAUUCAUCGUCCUGGCACCAGUAUUAAACACACACACACACACACACACACCAAUCAUUACGCUACCCAAUCAUGCUACAGUUUAUUUGCUAUCACAGAUAUUCAUGUUCAGCUGAAGUGAGAAAGAGACGCCGUAAUCAUGUGACUAGAAUCAUUAACUGCGUUAUUUGUACUGCGCAUCAUAUCACGUAUGAAAGGUCGGCCAUAAGGAGGAGGCCUGUGACAGCCCUGUGCUCGGAGCAGCGCUGCUCCUCGGGGUGUUGCUCCCCAGUCUGACGUCAGCAUCUCAGCAGCAAAUCGUGAAAUUUACUGCUUAAAGAAAUCCAACACUUUACUUGAAGUUUGAAAUGAAAAAAAUGUUGAAUACAUUAAAAAAAUAAAUACACAAGCGUGUGAGUAGUUAGUGACAAAGUAGUGAGAAAUGAGCUCAUAAUUAAUAAAACCUUAAUGAGUGGUUCUUGACCUUCUCAGUGAUACAAACUGAUGCCUCGUUAUUAUUUAUUCACUGAACCAUUAAAAAUUCACAUUUCUGGUCAAACUCAUUAAGUUCUGAACGUGUUUGGUUAAAAACAUUACAGUGACCACUCCAGCUCCCCUACAUGAUCCAUAAUAAUAACUUUAGCCAAAAAUAAAUGAUGUAGUGGGACAAAUCAAAUCAUGUCUAACAGCCGCUCCGUGCAGAACGAGCAGCUCAGCUAUGCAGCAUCUUUCUGCCACUGGGAGCUUCUUCGUCGACUCUGUGGUCAUUACACACUCAGAUACUGCAUAUAUGCCGGUCUGUCAGUCACUGUACAACAUGCAUGUCAUAGAGAACAUAACACAACCGUGCAGGGCAGUUUUGUUAGCGUGUCAUUACCGUUUCAGCCGGCACGCCCAGACUGCAGCUCACAGCUGUGGCUGAACAUCCAAUGGAAUUAUUUUAUUUUAUGAUCUAAUCUUUUUAAAUUUUAGUGUUUAGUGUUUUAUUUUUGCUACUUGUGUCUUGGGGUGCAGUAGAGUCCCAGUCUUUAUGUACAACCCUGCGCGCCGUUUAAUUACCUGUGAAACUAUCUGAAUUGUAUUUAACUUGUCUGAAAGUUGAUGUUUAAAUACUUUUUAACCUUUGAACUGUGGGCUGAUUAACCAGAGUGAUGAAGCACUCACUAUUUAUUUGAUAUUUUAUUUCUGGGAAAAAAUGAUUGCUCAUGAAAUGUGACUGGGAGUUGGGUUUUAACAGACCUGUGAUUAAAUUGUUUUGCGUGA